Nipponia nippon (crested ibis) is the source of this 1518-nucleotide messenger RNA. RefSeq names its product bestrophin 4 (gene BEST4). The record is from RefSeq and is a predicted model, not a curated record. NCBI's taxonomy places the organism in Eukaryota, Metazoa, Chordata, Aves, Pelecaniformes, Threskiornithidae. Gene Ontology annotation, molecular function: chloride channel activity.
AUGACCAUCUCCUACACGCUGAAAGUCGCUAACUCUCGUUUCGGAGGUUUCUCCAAGCUGCUCUUCCGCUGGAAAGGCAGCAUCUACAAGCUGCUGUACAAGGAGUUCAUCGUCUUCAUGGUGCUGUACGCCAUGCUCAGCCUCGUCUACCGGCGGCUGCUGACUGAGGAACAGAAGCGCCUCUAUACCAAAGUGGCUCAAUACUGCAACCGCUCCACGGACCUCAUCCCCAUGUCGUUCGUCCUAGGUUUUUAUGUCACUCUGAUCGUGAACCGGUGGUGGGCCCAAUACACCAGCAUCCCCCUGCCCGACCAGCUCAUGUGCGUCAUCUCCAGCAAUGUCCACGGCAAGGACGAGAGGGGCCGGAUCCUGCGGCGCACCCUCAUCCGCUAUGCCAACCUGUCAGCGGUCCUCAUCCUGCGCUCUGUCAGCACCAGGGUGCUCAAGCGCUUCCCCACCAUGGACCACGUGGUGGAAGCGGGCUUCAUGACACAGGACGAGCGCAAGAAGUUUGAGAGCCUCCACUCUGACUUCAACAAGUACUGGAUCCCCUGCGUGUGGUUCACCAACCUGGCGGCCCAGGCCAGGCGGGACGGCCGCAUCCGCGACGACGUGGCCCUCCGCCUGCUCAUGGACGAGCUGAAUCUCUACCGGGCCAAGUGCAGCAUGUUGUUCCAUUACGACUGGAUCAGCAUCCCCCUGGUGUACACGCAGGUGGUCACCAUUGCCGUCUACUCCUUCUUCGCCUUCUGCCUCAUCGGGCGGCAGUUCCUGGAGCCGCUGGAGCCAGGGCAGGAGGGGGACCUGGACAUGUAUGUCCCUCUCUCCACCCUCCUCCAGUUCUUCUUCUAUGCUGGCUGGCUGAAGGUUGCAGAGCAGAUCAUUAACCCUUUUGGAGAAGAUGACGAUGACUUUGAGACCAACAAGUUGAUAGACAGGAACCUGCAGGUGUCCCUGCUCUCCGUGGAUGACAUGUACCAGAACCUGCCCCCCGCCGUGAAGGACAAAUACUGGAACGAGUCCACGGCUCAGCCUCCCUACACCAUGGCCACAGCUGCUGAGACCUUGAAGCCCUCAUUCCUGGGCUCCACCUUCGAUAUGCGCAUGUGCGAGGACGCAGAGCAGAGUCAGCCAGCGGAGGCCUCACCGAGCGUGCCGCGCAUCCAGACGCCUCUGCUCAGCCGCUUCUUCACUGCCGCAUCCCCCGCCAUCAGUAUCAAAAACUUCGGCCGGGGCAACCGAGGUCACCCCCACCUGCGGCGUCCCCGGGUGGAUGGUGGCUUCCCCUCCCCUUACCCCAACCGCUCCGAGGACCCUGAGUCGGUGGCCCGAAUCGAGGAGGAGGAGACAGAGGAUGAGAGCCGGGCCAGCGAGCCCACCAUGCCUGGUGGUUGCCCAGGGGGGACCCAGCCGCUGGAGACCUCCAAAACAUGGAGGAAGGAGCUGCCACUGAUCCAGGUGAAGGCACCAUCCAGUGAAAGCAUCGGGGCUGACCAGCCAGAGGCCUGGGAGCCCUGA